Messenger RNA from Fusarium coffeatum, 3789 nucleotides. RefSeq lists its product as uncharacterized. Gene Ontology annotation, molecular function: metalloaminopeptidase activity; zinc ion binding; oxidoreductase activity. NCBI's taxonomy places the organism in Eukaryota, Fungi, Ascomycota, Sordariomycetes, Hypocreales, Nectriaceae. The transcript is spliced from 4 exons. The coding region runs from base 1 to 3789 and encodes 1262 amino acids. Gene Ontology annotation, cellular component: cytoplasm. Gene Ontology annotation, biological process: peptide catabolic process; proteolysis. The record is from RefSeq and is a predicted model, not a curated record.
AUGCCUUCAGCUGAAGUCGAGACCCUCCCUAGUCAUAUCGUCGGCGGAAAUGCCCAAAGCAGACCCCGACUAGACGGACCCUUGACUUACACGGGGAGUUUGGACAACUACUCCCAGUUUGACGUCACCCCAGUCAUCGGUCGUGAAUUCAACGGUCUUCAAAUUCGAGACCUGCUGAAAUGGGAUGAUAUUCACAUUCGAGACCUUGCUGUCACAAUUUCCCAGCGUGGUGUUGUGUUUCUGAAGGAUCAAGAUGUUACCCCUAACGAGAUGAAGGACUUUAUGCUGCGACUCACAGACCUCGCUGGAUGUCCUUCUACCUCAGGACUGCAUGUUCAUCCGCUUACAGAGGAGGGAUCAGAAUUAGGUGAUCAGAUUAGUGUUAUCUCGAGUGAGAAGCAGAAGAAGGGUGGUGGUUUGACACAUCAGUUGAGCGAUGUGAGCCGAUUCGCGAGCGCCGGUUGGCACUCUGACAUUACUUUUGAGAAGGUUCCUUCAGACUAUGCCAUGCUCAGGAUCCACACACUACCAGCAACAGGUGGUGACACGCUCUGGGCAUCAGGAUAUGAGGUCUACGACAGACUCUCCGACCCAAUGAAGAAAUUCCUCGAAGGUCUCACUGCAACCCAUGACGCAUCAUUCUUUCACGACGAAGCCCGCCGUCUAGGAAACCCCAUCCGCAAAGGUAUUCGAGGUUCUCCUCUGAACCAAGGCGAGAACCUCACAGCCGUCCACCCUCUCAUCAGAACCAACCCAGUGACAGGCUGGAAGUCUGUCUUUGUCAACAAGGGCUUCACUAAGCGUAUCAACGGACUAUCGAGGGAUGAGAGUGAUACGCUUCUCGCUUAUCUUUUCAACUUGGUGACACAGAAUCACGAUGCUCAAGUUCGAUACCGAUGGAGCAAGAAUGACUGCGCGAUCUGGGACAAUAGAUCGACGUUCCAUUGCGCUACCUAUGACUACCUAGAAGCAAGAGCGGGAGAUAGAGUGGCCAGUCUGGGAGAGGCGCCGUAUCUUGAUAUUAACACUUCGUAUCGACCUACACUCUCUCAGCCUUCACUCUCUCGACCCUCUAUUCGCGACUCCAAAGUCACAUCUUCUCUCAUAUCCCGUCGCAACUGCUCUUGUCGACGCGCCAUGCUUCGCAACGGUGAGGACGUUACCAGCGCAAGCCUCGACGUCCGUCGAGGUCGCCAGGUCCUCCCUAAGAACGUCAAGCCACUGCACUACGAUCUUACCCUCGAGCCCAAUUUUGAGACCUUCAAAUAUGAAGGUACCGUCGUCAUCGACUUCGACGUUGUCGAAGAUUCAACAUCCAUUGCUCUCAACACAGUAGACCUCGAGAUCCACGAGACUCUGGUCGAGGCCAAUGGUGCUACCAUCAGCUCCUCCCCCACUCUCGACUACGACAAGGACUCCCAGACCACAACCAUUACCUUCGACAAGACGAUUCCUGCAGGCCAGAAGGCUAGGUUGACCCAGCGCUUCACCGGUAUCCUCAACGAUGAUAUGGCUGGCUUCUACCGAUCUUCAUACAAGGACGAGCAGGGUAACACAAAGUAUAUCGCCACCACUCAAUUCGAGGCUACUGAUGCUCGCCGAGCAUUCCCCUGUCUCGACGAGCCUGCUCUCAAGGCCACAUUCACUGUCACUUUGAUUGCUGACAAGGACUUGGUCUGCCUGGGCAACAUGGAUGUUGCUUCCGAAAAGGAGGUUGACUCCAAGGUUACUGGCAAGAAGAGCAAGGCCAUCACAUACAACAAGACACCCAUCAUGUCUACCUACCUCUUGGCCUUCAUCAUUGGAGACCUCAAGCACUACGAGACCAACAACUUCCGAGUUCCCAUCCGAGUGUGGUGUACCCCCGAUCAAGAUCUCGAACACGCCGUCUUCUCGGCUGAGUUGGGCGCACGAACCCUCGAGUUCUACGAAAAACAAUUCGGCUCACAGUAUCCCCUUCCCAAGAUGGACAUGGUUGCCAUUCCUGAUUUCGCCGCCGGAGCUAUGGAGAACUGGGGUCUCAUCACAUAUCGAGUUGUCGACCUUCUCCUAGACGAGAAGACAAGCAGUGCUGUUACCAAGAAGCGUGUCGCCGAGGUUGUCCAGCACGAGCUUGCUCACCAAUGGUUUGGCAACCUGGUCACAAUGGACUUCUGGGAUGGCCUGUGGCUAAAGGAAGGAUUUGCUACAUGGAUGUCGUGGUAUUCUUCCAACGCCUUCUAUCCCGAGUGGAGGAUCUGGGAAGGAUAUGUCACCGAGGAUCUGCGAUCCGCUCUGGGUCUUGACUCUUUGCGCAGCUCUCACCCCAUCGAGGUGCCUGUUAAGCGUGCGGAUGAGGUCAACCAGAUCUUCGAUGCCAUCUCAUACGAGAAGGGUUCUUGUGUCCUUCGCAUGAUCUCCAAGUACUUGGGCGAGGACGUCUUCCUCAAAGGUGUUCGCAUCUACCUUGACCGACAUGCCUACGGCAACACAGAGACAACUGACCUUUGGGCUGCUCUCAGCGAGGCCAGUGGUAAGGAUGUCGAGCGUGUUGCAGACAUCUGGACCAAGAAGGUCGGUUACCCUGUUGUAGCCGUCACCGAGGAUGAGUCCAAGGGCACAAUCCACGUCAAGCAAAACCGCUUCCUUAGAACGGCAGAUGUUAAGCCUGAAGAAGAUGAAGUCCUUUACCCCGUGUUCCUCAACCUCAGAACAAAGGACGGUAUCCAAGAAGACCUUGCGCUCAACGUCCGCGAGGCCGACUUCAAGGUGCCUGACUUUGACUUCUACAAGGUUAACUCUGGUCACUCCGGUAUCUACCGUACCUCUUACACUAGCGAGCGACUCCAGAGACUUGGACAGAACGCCAAGGCAGGACUCUUGGGUGUUGAGGACAGAGCUGGUAUGAUCGCUGACGCUGGUGCUCUUGCCGCUGCUGGUUACCAAAAGACAUCUGGCCUGCUGUCUCUCCUCCAGGGCUUUGACUCCGAAGAUGAGUUCAUUGUCUGGGACGAGAUCACCCUCCGUGUUGCUUCUCUGCGGGACGCUUGGGUCUUCGAGGAAGACGACGUGAACAAAGCUCUCAAGGCUUUCCAGCGAGACUUGGUCAGUGAGAAGGCCAAUGAGAUCGGCUGGAAUAUCUCAAGCUCUGACGACUUUACCGCUCAGCGCUUCAAGGCACUGAUGUUCGGUAAGGCCGCCAUUGUCGAGGACGAGUCUGCCAAGAAGGCGGCCUUCGAGCUGUUCGAGAAGUUCAUCAACGGUGACCGCGAGGCCGUUCAGCCUAACCUUCGAUCCAGUGUGUUUGGAGUUGUGCUGACCUACGGUGGCGAAGCCGAGUACAACGCUGUUCUCAAGGAGUACGAGACUGCCAAGCAGAGCAGCGAGCGCAACACCGCUCUUCGAUCUCUCGGCUUUGCUAAGGAUCCUGAACUUAUCAAGCGAACUCUGGCGUACACUCUGAGCGAUAACGUCAAGACCCAAGAUAUCUACAUGCCUCUUGCCGGCCUUCGCGCUCACAAGGAGGGUGUCCUGGCUCUUUGGGGAUGGGUCAAGGAGAACUGGGAUGUUCUCACCAAGCGACUUCCUCCCGGCAUGUCACUCCUCGGUGACAUGGUGGCCAUCUCAACAAGCUCAUUCACACACGCCGACCAGAUCGACGACGUCAAGAGCUUCUUUGAGGAGAAGGGCAACAAGGGAUUCGAGCUUGAGUUGGCUCAAAGUCUUGAUGCUAUGAAGGCCAAGCAAAACUGGCUCGCCAGAGAUAAGGAGGACGUUAAGCAGUGGCUUGCCCAGAACAAAUAUCUGUAA